GGAGAAAGAAAGGAGCUGCCUGCCGCACGCGCAGUGGGCACGACUGGGAAAAUUCAUGUGGAGGUCAGAGUGGAAGCAGGUGUGAGUGGGUCCAACAGAAGGAAACAUGGCUGCCAAAAUAUUUGAGUCCAUUGGCAAGUUUGGCCUGGCCCUAGCUGUCGCAGGAGGCGUGGUGAACUCUGCCUUAUAUAAUGUGGAUGCUGGGCACAGAGCUGUCAUCUUUGACCGAUUCCGUGGUGUUCAGGACAUUGUGGUAGGGGAAGGGACUCACUUUCUGAUCCCUUGGGUACAGAAACCGAUUAUCUUUGACUGCCGCUCUCGGCCACGUAAUGUGCCGGUCAUCACUGGGAGCAAAGAUUUGCAGAACGUCAAUAUCACACUACGAAUCCUCUUCCGGCCAGUUGCAAGCCAGCUUCCUCGUAUCUACACUAGCAUUGGAGAGGACUAUGAUGAGCGCGUACUGCCAUCCAUCACUACAGAGAUCCUCAAGUCUGUGGUGGCUCGCUUUGAUGCUGGGGAACUGAUCACCCAAAGAGAGCUGGUCUCCAGGCAGGUGAGCGAUGACCUCACAGAGCGAGCAGCAACCUUUGGGCUCAUCCUGGAUGACGUGUCCCUGACACAUCUGACCUUUGGGAAGGAGUUCACAGAAGCAGUGGAAGCCAAACAGGUGGCUCAGCAGGAAGCAGAGAGGGCCAGAUUUGUGGUGGAAAAGGCUGAGCAGCAGAAGAAGGCGGCCAUCAUCUCUGCUGAGGGCGACUCCAAGGCGGCCGAGCUGAUUGCCAACUCCCUGGCCACGGCAGGUGAUGGCCUGAUUGAGCUGCGUAAGCUGGAAGCCGCGGAGGACAUUGCAUACCAGCUCUCGCGCUCACGCAACAUCACUUACCUGCCUUCAGGGCAGUCUGUGCUUCUCCAGCUGCCCCAGUGAGGCCUGCCCUGCCUAUACUUCCUUGGUCAACUGGACCCCAGCCCUUAGGAUUCUGAGCAGCACCCCAGAAAUCACUGUGAAAUUUCAUGAUUGGCUUAAAAUGAAGGAAAUAAAUCACUUCCGAUCUUUAAUUAUCAACUGAAGCUCUUUCAUUCUACCUUUUUUUUUUUAAUCCAUCUCUCUACCAAAAAUUGCCAAGUGCCUAUACAGACUGGCUCUGGUUCUUUUGGAGCCUGCUGGCGCUGGCAGUUGGCAGAAGGCAGGGCAGUUUGUGUGUGUGACGGACGGACAGGAGCUCAGCUGGCAGCCAAAAUAGACCUGUAGCCUUCAUCCUGUCAUUUACUGAAGACUUGAGGACCAUGCCACGUGCAGCGAAAUCAAGGAUCAGCCCUCAGUUUUUCCAACCGUUCCUGUACAGAUGCAGCUGAGGAGGUGCCGGGGAGGGUCAGAGAGGAAGUAGUUUGUCUUUUACCAUGAGGCUGAUUCCUUCUAAGUGUUCGACCGGCGGAAGCAGGUGUGCAUAAGCCAGGGCAUGGAGUGAGGGAUCUGCCCCUAUUGAGGUGGGUGGGCCUGAUUUUGCUGCCCCCCAGGGUCCUAAAACUGAGAUGGACUUGGGUAGUAGGAGAGGCCUGGACUGAGAUGUGAGUCCUGUUGAAGACUUCCUCUCCACCCCCCACCUUGGUCCCUCUCAGAUACCCAGUGGAAUUCCAGAUUGAAGGAUUGCAUCCUGUUGGGGCUGAACUGAGCCUGCCUGCCAAAGACAUGUGCGUCCUGCGUUCCCGCUCCAAGUCUGCCCUUCCCCAGGGCUGUGUGCUGUGUGUGGCGCUGAGAAGGAAACAGUCUUGGGAAGCAAACAAAUGUGUGUAAACCGCUGUCAAUAAAUGACACCCAGACCUUC
Dipodomys ordii (Ord's kangaroo rat) is the source of this 1823-nucleotide messenger RNA. It is a transcript of the gene Phb1, whose product is annotated as prohibitin. The coding region runs from base 107 to 925 and encodes 272 amino acids. The record is from RefSeq and is a predicted model, not a curated record. Lineage: Eukaryota; Metazoa; Chordata; Mammalia; Rodentia; Heteromyidae. The transcript is spliced from 7 exons. Gene Ontology annotation, cellular component: membrane; mitochondrion. Gene Ontology annotation, biological process: mitochondrion organization.